AUGCCAAGGGCAGUGAAUCCCUGGAAGAUAGGCCCGCAUGUCUCUUCGGCAGGUGGAAUAGAGAAUAGCAUCAUUAACGCUGCCGCGGUUGGUGCGAACGCGUUCGCGAUCUUUCUCAAGUCCCAGAGGAAAUGGCAGUCAAACCCCCUCAAGGAGGAAUCUAUUGCGAAGUUCAAGACGCGCAUGAAGGCAUUCGGAUACUCUCCGUCCCAUAUCCUGCCUCACGGGAGCUACCUCGUGAACCUUGGCAACCCAGACAAAGAAAAGAGGGACAAGUCUUACGAGUGUUUUCUGGACGACCUCAAACGGUGCGAAGAGUUGGGGUUGCUGUUGUAUAACUUCCACCCGGGCUCAACGGUCGGCGUCGCUACACUAGAGGAAUCUCAAGCCCUCAUCGCCGAGUGCAUCAAUCGCGCUCAUAAGGAAACAGAGCGCGUUGUUGUCGUACUAGAGAACAUGGCUGGUGCAGGCAACGUGAUAGGAGGCCAAUUCUCAGACUUAGGUGGUAUUAUCAAACACGUUGAAGAAAGGACUCGAGUCGGCGUCUGUCUGGAUACUUGUAUGCGUACUUGUCGUCGAAGUCUUAUACUUACUCAACCCCUUCUGCAGGCCACAUUGGACGACUUCGACAGCGAAGUCGGCCUGUCCUUCCUCCGCGGCAUGCACAUCAACGACUCCAAAGGCGCGCUAGGGAGCAAGAGAGACCGGCACGAGAACAUCGGCCUGGGACAUCUUGGCCUGCAGACAUUCGCGCACGUCCUCUCGGACCCGCGCACGCGCGACAUCCCGCUCAUCCUGGAGACGCCUGCAUACGACGUCCCUGCGUCCUCUGGGGCGGCGAGGGAUAGGCUUGCGAAGGAGGGAAUGGGAGUAUGGCGCACGGAGGUGUCAGUGCUAAACCGCCUCUCGGGGCGCCUCGGACAUGUUGAUGGUGCGGAUACGGCGGCAGGUGAGGGGGAGAUCAAAGAUAGCGAGUUCGACGCUUGGAGGGAGGAGAUCCGGGAUGCUGUAAGGGUAGCGAGUGCGUUGAAGGAUGCCAAGGGGAAGAAAGAGAAAGGGAAGGAUGAGAAGGGUAAGCAGAAAGGAAAGCGGAAUAGGGGCGAAGAGGAUCAGGAGGAUGAAGAUGAUGGCGUUGAUUGUGAGGAUCACUGGGUAUCGGGCCCAUGA
Messenger RNA from Dichomitus squalens LYAD-421 SS1, 1167 nucleotides. Its product is annotated as AP endonuclease. Lineage: Eukaryota; Fungi; Basidiomycota; Agaricomycetes; Polyporales; Polyporaceae. The record is from RefSeq and is a predicted model, not a curated record. The transcript is spliced from 7 exons. Gene Ontology annotation, cellular component: nucleus; mitochondrion. Bases 1 to 1167 code for a protein of 388 amino acids. Gene Ontology annotation, biological process: base-excision repair. Gene Ontology annotation, molecular function: DNA binding; zinc ion binding; phosphoric diester hydrolase activity.